UCAGAACUUUCAGUUGUAAUCAAGGUUCACGUAAUCUUUACGCAACGUGGAUGUGACCCACAGUAAUUUACUCACAUUAAAAAUGCUCUAUAUAUGCUAUGGAUAAGAAACUCUUGAUCAGAGUUCUGGUGUUGGUUGUGAUCAUGGCUGCAAUCAGUACACAGUUGACCUUUCCAAAAGGAAAUUCCCAAGAUAGCAAUGCAGAACACAGGAACUCUACAGUGAUUUAUAAGGAUCCCCACCAGCCAGUUGAAGACAGGAUUGAGGAUUUGCUUUCAAGGAUGAUUUUGGCUGAGAAAAUUGGGCAGAUGACCCAAAUUGAGAGAGUAGUGGCUACCCCUGCAAUUAUAAGGGACCUUGGAAUAGGUAGUGUUUUGAAUGGCGGAGGAAGUAUCCCUGGAACUGAGGCAUCUCCUGAAAUGUGGGCUGAUAUGGUAGAUAGUUUCCAGGAUGGGGCUCUGAGCUCCCGUCUUGGGAUUCCUAUGAUUUUUGGAACUGAUGCUGUUCAUGGCCAUAAUAAUGUUUAUGGAGCAACCAUUUUUCCACAUAACAUAGGCCUUGGUGCAACAAGAGAUACUGACUUGGUGAAAAGAAUUGGAGCUGCUACUGCUCUUGAAGUCAGGGCUACUGGUAUUCCAUAUGCAUUUGCACCUUGUGUGGGUGUAUGUCGUGAUCCACGAUGGGGAAGGUGUUAUGAAUGUUACAGUGAAGAUACUGAAGUAGUUCUAAAAAUGGCAGAAAUCAUUGAAGGGCUACAGGGCUCUCCUCCUGAAGAACAUCCUAAUGGCUAUCCAUAUGUGGGGGGACGACUGAAUGUUGUAGCUUGUGCCAAGCAUUUUGUUGGAGAUGGUGGAACAGAGGGAGGAGUCAAUGAACACAAUACUCUGGCAACCUACUAUGAUCUUUUCCAGAUUCACAUGCGUCCAUACCUGUACUCCUUGGCAAAGGGCGUGUCAACUAUCAUGGCUUCUUACUCUAGCUGGAAUGGAGAAAAAAUGCAUGCAAACCAGCACCUUCUAACUAGGAUUUUGAAAGAUGAACUCGGAUUCAAAGGAUUUAUCAUUUCAGAUUGGGAAGGAAUAGAUAGGAUCACCUCGCCACCUGGCUCAAACUACUCAUACAGUGUUUCUUCUUCGAUCAAUGCAGGAAUGGACAUGGUGAUGGUCCCUUUCAAGUUCGAAAAUUACAUCAGUAACCUUACAGAAUUAGUUAAUUCAGGCCAGAUUUCUAUGAGCAGAAUAGAUGAUGCAGUUAGGAGGAUUCUCAGGGUCAAGUUCAUUGCUGGCUUGUUUGAACAUCCCAAAACAGACAGAUCAUUGUUGGGCAUGGUUGGAAAUCCUGCUCACAGAGAAAUAGCCAGAGAGGCAGUUCGCAAGUCAUUGGUUCUCUUGAAGAAUGGAAACAGGGGUGAGAAACCAUUAUUACCUUUAAACAAGAAUGCCCAGAAGAUACUAGUAGCGGGCAGUCAUGCAGACAAUCUGGGAUACCAGUGUGGUGGAUGGACAAUAAGCUGGGCAGGCAGCAGUGGAUCCACGACUGUAGGAACCACUAUUCUGGAAGCAAUUAAAAAGGUUGUCAGUCCAGAAACUGAAGUUGUGUAUGAAGAAAAUCCGGAUUCAAAUUUCCUUGAAGGGAAAGAAUUUUCUUAUGCCAUUGUUGUUGUUGGAGAAACUCCAUAUGUUGAGACCAUGGGUGACAAUUCUGUCCUCACAAUCCCUCUGAAUGGACCAGAGGUUAUAAACACUGUCUGCAAUAAGAAUAUCAAAUGCCUAGUAAUAAUGAUAUCAGGAAGGCCUUUAGUGGUGGAACCUUAUUUGAAUAAAAUGGACGCCUUUGUAGCUGCAUGGCUUCCUGGCAGUGAAGGGCAAGGUGUGACGGAUGUUAUACUUGGGGACUAUGAUUUUCAUGGAAGACUUCCAAGGACCUGGUUUAAGAGUGUGGAUCAGCUGCCUAUGAAUUUUGGAGAUGAGCAUUAUGAUCCACUCUUUCCUUUCGGAUUUGGAAUGAGCAUGAAUUUGCAAAGAAAUUCAAUUCAUUAAAUGCAGUGGUUCCUUUUCAAUUCAAAUAUGAAUCAAAUUAUAGCAUCGAGUAUUAUAAUAAAUCAAGUUUGAAGAUGAAGUUUAUCCUGUAAUAUAAUUAUCUAUUUUUUAAAGAUUUAAAUUCCGAAGUUUGUUUUUUAAUAGUGGUUCAUAUGGAUUUAUAUCUCAUGAACAAUGAAUCCACCUAGGUGAUGUUCUCAUGAGCAGAGCAUUGAGAACUCUUGAAAGGUAAUACAUAUCCUAAUACCACUCGAGUGUUUUGUAAUAAUGAUAUAAAAAAGAAUGUGUUUUGUAAUAAUGGUAUUAAAAAGAAAUUUGAUGAGGAAUCUUAUUUGAAUAAAAUGGAUGCCUAAGUGGCUGCAUAACUUCUUGACAAUGAAGGGCAAAGUGUGACAGAUGCUAUAUUUGGGGACUAUUUUUUAGUGGGUGGCUUCAAGGGCAUGAGAAUAUGGAUCAGCUCCCUAUGAACUUUAGAGAUGAGCAUUGUGAUCCAUCCUUUCCUUUUGGAUAUGGAAUAAGUAUGAAUUUGUAAAGCAAUUCAAUUUAUUAAAAUCAAUCGUUAUUGAA
This is a messenger RNA of Cryptomeria japonica (Japanese cedar), 2606 nucleotides long. RefSeq lists its product as uncharacterized. NCBI's taxonomy places the organism in Eukaryota, Viridiplantae, Streptophyta, Pinopsida, Cupressales, Cupressaceae. Gene Ontology annotation, molecular function: beta-glucosidase activity. Bases 99 to 2039 code for a protein of 646 amino acids. The record is from RefSeq and is a predicted model, not a curated record. Gene Ontology annotation, biological process: glucan catabolic process. The transcript has 9 exons.